Molecule: messenger RNA, 1756 nt
Organism: Brienomyrus brachyistius
Lineage: Eukaryota; Metazoa; Chordata; Actinopteri; Osteoglossiformes; Mormyridae
Product: probable G-protein coupled receptor 148
Exons: 2
Coding region: 830-1756 (308 amino acids)
Biological process (GO): G protein-coupled receptor signaling pathway
Cellular component (GO): membrane
Molecular function (GO): G protein-coupled receptor activity
Source: RefSeq, a predicted model, not a curated record
UUAUAACAACUGAUUCUGUAAACCUCCAUAUAAUCAGUUAAGUUAGUUUUGCUUUUCACGGUGCCCUCUGUGUGUGGACUGCUGAUUGACUGAUUUGUUUGUCUAGAUAAUUUAGAUUCUUUAGUGAAGCAGACCAUUGGAAAUCUGUGUAUCUUUGCACGGUAAUAGAAUGUGAGGAGUUUUUCCCGCUGUUGUCUGUUCCACUUUAACAUCCCGUAAAAGGACACAGAUAACCUCCUGUUAUUACGAUGUGUUAUGAGCUGCUCUGAGGUCGGCUCAUUAGGCAUCGACGUCUGUUUUUAUGAGGCUCCAUGACUCCUGCAGUCGCUCCGAAUCGCCCUUUGCCCCGUCUCUGCAGAGAGCCGGCCGAUAGUGCUUAGGAUGGUGCUCAUUACCUAAUCCAGGUUCUUCCCCGAAAAUGGACCCUGUGUCUGGUUUAUUACCUUGCCGGGGUAUUCCAUGCCGGAUAUGAGACAUGAACGCAACAGGGCAACGGACCUCAGAGUCAAUACAAUAACAGGCAAGAGGACGUGAUGUGUAUUAUGGGAUAUGUUUUAAAUGGCCGUGAGCCAUGUUGCCGUGAGGCUUCUGAAUGGGCCACCUUUGCGCUGAUCAGCGAACUGCGUGUUCAUCCGCUGAUAGUGUCGUGUGACCAUCCAGAAGGGCAAUCGAUUUCUGAAGAGGGGAGGCAAGUGGACGGACGUGCUGGCUGGGAGUUGGGCCCUCGGCGGAUGUCGAAUUAGCAAAGAGCCACUGAACACGACAUAAAAUCAGCCGCAGAUAAUAACCAGGCCGCGUAUCCCUGCACGAUCCGGAUCGCAGCUCCACCAUGUACAACUCCACGUGGCUGGAGGAUGUGCAGCGCUGGAACAUGGAUCUCUUCCUGAUCCCGGCGGUAACACUCACGGCCUUGACGCUGGCGGCCGACUCGCUGCUGCUGGCCUGCAUCCUCUGCUCCCGCGCUCUGCGCCGCGAGACGCGCUACCUGCUGCUGGCCAACACACUGGCGGCCGACAUGGUCUUCCUGGCAUUCAACGUGGCCAUGGUGAGCUGCAACGCACUGGGGGCCAGCAUGCCGCCCCUGGCCUGUGAACUGCUCACCGCCGCCUCCAUCACCGCCUACUGCUGCGGCAUCCUCAGCAUCACGCUCAUGGUGGUUGACACCUACGUCGCUGUCCGUUGGCCCCUGCACUACCAGCGCCUCCUGCCCCCGGCCCGCACCCGACGCAUUCUUCUGGGGACCUGGAUCCUGUCCACCAUGUACCCGGCAUCCCAGGUCAUCGUCAUGGAGGUUACGCAAAGCGCCGUGCCCUGGGACCAGGCGCCCUGCCUGGUUGUGACCCUCCUGGGCUCGGCCAGUGGUAACAUGAUGGUGGGCAUCCACAUGUACUACUCUGUGGGAGUGAUCCUCUGUGGGAGCCUCAUCCUCUACUGUUACGCUCGGCUGUUCCUCAUCACCAGGACGUCGGGUAUAUGGCGCAGUCGGUACUCCCGUGCGCGGGUCACACUGCUGGCACACGCCACCAUGCUCCUGCUCCACUUCGGGCCCGGCCUCAUCUUCUCCUUGGAGCUGACGCUCUUCCACAGCCGCAAGCUGGGCCACCGGCAGCUGGUGCUGAUCAACAUGCUCAACACCCACCUCCUGACGCUGUUGCCGAGGGCCGGCGCCCCCUACCUGUACGGCCUCCGCUACCGCGACAUCAGCGACACUGUCCUGAAUCUCUUCCGGGGACGGAGUCAGGUGACUGUGGCUUAG